Molecule: messenger RNA, 360 nt
Organism: Linepithema humile (Argentine ant)
Lineage: Eukaryota; Metazoa; Arthropoda; Insecta; Hymenoptera; Formicidae
Source: RefSeq, a predicted model, not a curated record
GACAAAGAAAUUUGUAUAUAAUACAAAGAUAAAAUAUAAAAAAUGCCACAAGGAAAGCUCAAAGUUAAAACAAAAUUGCCAACAUCAGUAAAAGCAAAGGCCAGUAAAGCCAAGAAAAGCACUAAAAGACGUGGAAAUGCUCCAGUUCAACCUAAAAAGACAAGGUCUCAAGAGACACAAAAGUUAAAGAAGAUGAUUGCCAAAACAGUGAACAAUGCAAUGGAAAAUGAAUUACGAGAGAAAGCCUUAGAGGGAAGGAAAACACUUACAAAGAAAGGUCCUUCUAACUCGCAAAAGUAACAUUAUUAUAUAUAUUCUCUUAUAUUUUUAUGUACUAAAAUAUUGUACAUAUUAAGGCAA